Messenger RNA from Periophthalmus magnuspinnatus, 2383 nucleotides. RefSeq names its product pantothenate kinase 2 (gene pank2). The coding region runs from base 143 to 1441 and encodes 432 amino acids. The transcript is spliced from 7 exons. Lineage: Eukaryota; Metazoa; Chordata; Actinopteri; Gobiiformes; Gobiidae. Gene Ontology annotation, cellular component: nucleus; cytosol. Gene Ontology annotation, biological process: coenzyme A biosynthetic process. Gene Ontology annotation, molecular function: pantothenate kinase activity; ATP binding. The record is from RefSeq and is a predicted model, not a curated record.
ACAUGUACCAAGCCGUUACAGCGACACAGCUACUUAGGGUUAGCUAAUUAGCCUUUAGCGUGACGGACAUCGCUGUCCACACAAUAAAUGACCCUUGUUUGUAAACAAACGGCAGCAUUUAUGUGGCUUGGUGGUCAUUUCAAUGGCGUUUAAUGGCCACCGCCGCGACGAUGACAUUAUCGACGAAGACGAAACGCCCAAGAAGCUGCCGCGGUCCUCGAAGGAGAUGCCCGGUUUGUGCAGGAGCGACCCCCACAAUGAAGCAACUGCAGCCCCCGGACCGUCCACCUCUGAGCGGAGGACCUUCAACUCCACCGCGAGGCUUCGGUCGGACUCGGUGAAGAAAAGCAGGCCGCCUUUUCCCUGGUUUGGUAUGGACAUUGGAGGCACUCUUGUGAAGCUUGUGUACUUUGAGCCUAAAGACAUCACAGCUGAGGAGGAGCAGGAGGAAGUGGAGAACCUGAAGAGCAUCCGGCGGUACCUCACCUCAAACACGGCAUACGGAACCACGGGGAUCAGAGACGUCCACCUCGAGCUGCAGGACCUGACGCUGUGUGGACGAACCGGUAAUCUGCACUUCAUCCGCUUCCCCACCCAAGACCUGCCUGUUUUCCUCCAGAUGGGACGAGACAAGCACUUCUCCAGCCUCCACACCACCCUCUGUGCCACGGGAGGGGGGGCAUACAAGUUUGAGGGUGAUUUCAGAACGAUGGCCGAUUUAGAGCUGCACAAACUGGAUGAGCUGGACUGCCUGAUCCGCGGCGUUUUGUACAUAGAUUCGGUGAUGCCCAGAGAAUGCUACUACUUUGAAAACCCCACGGACCCAGAGCGCUGCGUGGAGAAGCCCUAUCCCCUAGAGAACCCCUACCCACUGCUGCUGGUCAACAUCGGGUCAGGGGUCAGCUUCCUGGCUGUUUACUCCAAAAACAACUACAAACGAGUCACUGGGACCAGUCUAGGCGGCGGGACCUUUCUGGGUUUGUGCUGUCUUCUGACCGGCUGCUCGACAUUUGAAGAAGCUUUAGAAAUGGCGUCCGAAGGGGAGAGCACACGAGUGGACAAACUGGUGCGUGAUAUCUACGGAGGGGACUACGAGAGGUUCGGGCUGCCGGGCUUUGCUGUGGCCUCGAGUUUUGGCAACAUGAUGUCCAAAGAAAAGCGAGAGUCUGUUUCCAAAGAGGACUUGGCGAGGGCCACUUUGGUCACCAUCACCAACAACAUCGGCUCCAUCACCCGAAUGUGUGCUCUCAAUGAGAACAUUGAGCGAGUGGUGUUUGUGGGAAACUUCCUCCGAGUGAACACUCUCUCCAUGAAGCUGCUGGCUUAUGCUAUGGACUACUGGUCUAAAGGACAACUCAAAGCACUGUUCCUGCGACAUGAGGGUUACUUUGGGGCAGUUGGAGCGCUGCUGGAGCUUCUCCAUCCCUCUGAAUGUUUGUGAAUGAAUCUCCCACCUGUCAAUGCUGCAGAAACACUGAGCACUUUUGACCCAAGAUGUUCUUUUGUUCUUUUACCACAAAGUUUAACAGCAGAGGAGCAGCUGCUGUGACUCAACCAAAGUUUGUGUCACAUCUCAUGGACUUUACCUCCAGUGGCCUUCUUUCAUUCAGCCUGUGGACAGAGUUACUCAUCACUGUGACAACCGCAGGGCCAAAGAUGUUUGGUCUGUUGCAUUACAUUAUUUAAAUGGAGGUUUCAGAAGACAGUUAUAAGACUGGAAAGUCCAAAAAUGGACAUGUGAUACUUAAUACUUUGAUACUUGUGUUUGUAUAAUAUUUACAGAUAAGUUCUGCCACAGAAUAUGAUGGUUUAUUGCUACCCCUUGUGGCUGGAUUCGAUCAUUUGAAUUAACGAAUUAAUAGAUUAAUAGGCCUAUUAAAUAUCUGAGUACGUUUUUUUUUCAGUUUUUUGUCCAUUUUGUAUUGAACCUAGUGCAUGGUAAACUAGUAAUAAUAUACAGUAUGUAUAUUUCCACACUGGAGAUUUGUAUUUCUUUUUGUGUGUCAUUAGCAAUACAUUGAAUACAUUUAUCACUGUUGAAGUUUUAUUUGACAAAAUUAUCUUUAAUGUGUAUUGUGGUUUCACAAUAAAUACUGCACUAAUGUUGGGGUUCCCCCAAUUAAAAACAAGAGCAGGUUUUAAGACAAUCAGACAUAACUUAUGUAACUUAAUACUGAGCUGCUUUAAAUUUUAACCCAAAGCACAUGUCUCAUUGAAAUGUUCCUUUUUUAUAAGUAACGGGACCAUCUAUGAAAGUACUGUUGUCUGUUGGUUUUCAUCUAAAGUGCCUGUCGUAUUACAUUUCUGCAAAAAAAGGAUUGGAUGAAUGUCACCAAAAAUAGAUUUUCAUACUGAUGUUUUUAAAAUAAACACUUUGGAACUU